Molecule: messenger RNA, 1125 nt
Organism: Manihot esculenta (cassava)
Lineage: Eukaryota; Viridiplantae; Streptophyta; Magnoliopsida; Malpighiales; Euphorbiaceae
Product: chlorophyll a-b binding protein P4, chloroplastic
Exons: 3
Coding region: 192-950 (252 amino acids)
Biological process (GO): photosynthesis, light harvesting in photosystem I; response to light stimulus
Cellular component (GO): membrane
Source: RefSeq, a predicted model, not a curated record
CAACUCAAACCGUUGGAUCUAUAAUAUCUACAAAAUCAACAGUCAAUUGCGAACGAAGAACAUAAGCCACAAGUCGUCCUUCCAAUUGAAGUACAAAGGCAGCGAGAUUAAUCUUAGCUUAUUGCUACUCUUAUCACCCACAUCCUCAUUUGAAACUCCGUUUUGUUCACCGGAAUUCAGGGAGAAAGAGGAUGGCAACCGUAACAACUCAAGCUUCUGCUGCCGUAUUCCGGCCAUGUGCAUCAAGAUCGAGGUUUCUUACCGGGUCUUCUGGUAAACUCAACAGAGAAGUGUCCUUUAAACCAAUAGCUUCUUCUUCUUCAGCUUCUUUCAAAGUUGAGGCCAAGAAGGGAGAAUGGUUGCCCGGUUUGCCUUCUCCGGCCUACCUCAACGGCAGUCUUCCAGGGGACAAUGGCUUUGACCCCCUUGGACUCGCUGAGGACCCUGAGAAUCUAAAAUGGUUCAUCCAAGCGGAGCUUGUGAAUGGGCGGUGGGCUAUGUUGGGUGUUGCAGGGAUGCUACUGCCAGAGGUUUUCACCAAGAUUGGAAUCAUCAAUGUUCCUCAAUGGUAUGAUGCUGGCAAAGCGGAGUACUUUGCAUCAUCAUCAACUCUCUUCGUGAUUGAGUUCAUCUUGUUCCAUUAUGUGGAGAUCAGAAGGUGGCAAGAUAUCAAGAACCCAGGAAGUGUCAACCAAGAUCCCAUCUUCAAGCAAUAUAGUUUGCCUCCAAAUGAAGUUGGUUACCCUGGCGGCAUCUUCAACCCCCUCAACUUUGCACCCACUCUAGAGGCCAAGGAGAAGGAGCUUGCCAACGGGAGAUUAGCGAUGUUGGCGUUCCUGGGAUUUGUGGUUCAACACAAUGUCACCGGCAAAGGACCGUUUGACAACCUGUUGCAGCACCUCUCAGACCCAUGGCACAACACAAUUGUCCAGACACUCUCCGGUAACUAAAAUUCAAUAGAGAAGAAACGGGGUUCUGUUUCUUGCAUUUGUAACCGUCAAUAUAUGGUUUUUGUGUGAGGUUUGAGCAUCAAUGUAAAACAAGGAAUCUUCAGUCAGUGUACAGAGGAACUAAGAUGUCAUUUACAUUAUCAUUUUAUAUCACUUGAAACCAUUUAUUUCUCAA